Plasmodium gaboni is the source of this 2646-nucleotide messenger RNA. Its product is annotated as putative ataxin-2 like protein. Bases 1 to 2646 code for a protein of 881 amino acids. The transcript is spliced from 10 exons. The record is from RefSeq and is a predicted model, not a curated record. Lineage: Eukaryota; Apicomplexa; Aconoidasida; Haemosporida; Plasmodiidae. Gene Ontology annotation, cellular component: cytoplasmic stress granule. Gene Ontology annotation, biological process: cytoplasmic stress granule assembly. Gene Ontology annotation, molecular function: RNA binding.
AUGAAUAAAAUGAAGAAAACGGAAAAUAUAAAUUCAUCAGGCGCACAUAAAAAUAUUAACGAAGAGCGGCUAUCUUAUGUUAUGACAUGCUUACUAGGAAAUGAAGUGAAUGUUUAUAUGAAGGAUGGUAAAGAGAUUAAAGGUUUAUUUCAUGCAUAUAAUAUAACAGGAAAAAAUGAUAAGAAAGAGAUAGAUAUAUCAUUAAAUCAUACUCGUAUAAUACCCAAAAAUGAGAAUUCAAAUGGUCCAAUAAAUAAAUCAAUGAUUAUUACAGAUAAUUUAUAUACUACAAUUAUAGGUGAAAAUAUUAAUAUGAAUCUAAAAGACCCUGAUAAUUCUAUUUAUUCAAAGGAUAUAUUUAAAAUAGAUGCAGAUAUAUCUGAACAUAAAAAAGGAAAAUUAAAUGGACAUACAAAUAAUCGUGAAUUAAAAAGAUGGGUAGGUGAUAAUGAUAUUGGUGAUGAAACAAAAUUAAAAUUAGAUGAUAAAUUAAAUGAGCCUUGGGAUCAGUUUGAACAUAAUAGAAAAUUAUAUGGAGUUACAAGUACUUAUAAAGAAGAAAUAUAUACAACCAAUUUAGAUAUAAAUAAAAUUCCACAUCAUGUAAAAAUACAAGCAGAUAAAAUAGCUAAAGAAUUAGAAAAAAGAGGUAUGCAUUUAGACCCAGAAGAUCAAGAAAAGAAUAAUAAUGACAUAGAUGAAGAAGAUUUAUUUGGAGCCGUUAGGCAGAAUAAAGAUAAAUUUUUUAAAAAUAAUAAAUUCAAAAAAGAAGAUAAUAAAUAUAAAAAUUAUCAGGGCAAAUAUCACCAUGUUAAUGUUAAAGAUUUAAAGGAAAAAUUGCAACUCGUCAAAAGGGAAAACGAAAAAAAAUAUCCAAGUACGACAAAUAAACAAAAGCAAAUAAAUUUUACAGUAUCUUCAUCCAUUGAAGAAAAUAUUUGCGCGAAUAAAAAAAAUAAGGUCCCUUCAAAAAAAUCAGUGAACAAAAAUUCGGAAUUUAUCGGUAUUAACGCGUUAAAUUUGGAACCGGCCCUGCCAAAACUUGAUGAAAAAACACGAACGGAAUGGAUAAUGUUUAAAAAUCAGACAAAAAAUAAAGCAUUACAUAAAAAAGACAAAACAACAGAAAAACAAGAAUUUAUCACGGCAUCGAAAGAAUUCAAUGAGAAAUUAACGUAUAAAAUGAAUUUAAAUAAAAAAGAUGCGAAUAUAAGAACAAUAAAAGACCAUUCAGGAAUGAAUCAGCCAGCUGUUGAUUGUCAAAAAAAUAUAUCCCAUAUAGCAGAGAAGACAAAAAAUAACAACGCAAAUGAUCCAGAUGAAAAUAAAAUUCAAGCAAAAGAAAAUGUACUAAAUAAUAAUAUGAAUAUAAAUAAUAACAAUUUUAAUAUUAUGUUAAAUAAUAGUAAUAUACGUCCAUAUGAUGGAUAUGUUAUGAAUAUGAAUAAUUAUAUUAACGCAAAAAAUAAUAUAUUAGGCCCUAAUAUUGACUAUUAUCCAAAUGUACCCAUAUUUCCUGAAUCACAAAAUCAAAUGUUCCCAUACGCAGAUCCGAACAUUUGUAAAAAUGGAAGAAUGAGACCAAUAUAUCCACACAAUCAUAUGGAAAGUUUUAAAUCCUGUUAUCGCAUAAAUCCUCCAUUUUUUCCUCAAAACAUAAAUAUAGAUAUGAUGUUAAAUAAAUUCCAGAAUUCAGUGAACCAGACAACGAAAGAUCCGAAUUUUUUAAAAUUGUCAAACGAGUUGUGCCAAUUUAACGUGAGAAAAGAAGAGGCUAAUCCCGUUGGUCUUAAUUCCUUCAUGGGUAAUAUACUUAGAUGUUCAACGACAGAAGAUUGUGCACUUAGUCCAUUUAAAUUUGAUUGUUAUCAAAAUUUAAGUUAUAAAAAUAUAUUAGGAGAAUUACCAGUAAAUAGUGUAUCAAAUAAUUAUGAAACAUCCAAUAAUAUUUCAAAAAAUAUGCCAGUACAGAACAUUUCCAACACAUUAGUAAAUUUACCUUAUAUUCCUAUGAUACCCCCUAAUAUUACAACUGUUACAACACAAAAUAAUAAUAAUAGUAAUAAUAUUAAUAAUAAUAAUAUGAAUAAUAACAGCAAUAUUAAUAAUAACAACAAUAUUAUUAUUAAUAAUAAUAAUAAUAAUAAUAACAACAAUAAUAAUAAUAAUAAUAAUAAUAUGAACAAUUCAGGAUAUAUGGAAAAUUCAUUAUACUAUAAUCCAUAUAUGCGUAAUUAUUUCUCCCAUCAUAAUAAUAACAAUUCUCUUCAUUUAAGUUCAAAUAAUCCAUACUUUUUUAAUUUGCCCUCAACAAAUAUGGAUACGAAUUUUAACACAAAUAAAAACAUGAAUAUAUAUCCUAUGAGAAAUCCACAUGUUGUACAAAAUAAUCAUAUGAAUUUUCCUCAUAUGCAUUCUUAUAUGCAUUCGAAUAUUAAUUAUGCAAUUAAUAAUAAUUCGAUUAACCUUAUGGCUAACCCAAAUAUCGCAAAUACAAAUAUGAAUGUUCCUGGAACUUUUCCUCCUGAUUUUCUUCUAAUGAAUGCACACAAAUAUGUAAAUUCACAACCAGUCCCUAUGCCUUUUUUCCCACAAGUACCAUAUCCUAAUUAUUAUGCUUCUUCUCACGGUAUGAGCCCCACAUGA